Aegilops tauschii subsp. strangulata is the source of this 1790-nucleotide messenger RNA. Its product is annotated as cytochrome P450 CYP72A616. Gene Ontology annotation, molecular function: monooxygenase activity; oxidoreductase activity, acting on paired donors, with incorporation or reduction of molecular oxygen; iron ion binding. NCBI's taxonomy places the organism in Eukaryota, Viridiplantae, Streptophyta, Magnoliopsida, Poales, Poaceae. The record is from RefSeq and is a predicted model, not a curated record.
UCCAAUCCAUUCCAAUUUCCAAGCACGCCCACGAGAGGGAAGCAAUGAAUCUUGAAUCGGUACUGAGUCCAGCAGCACUACCGUGGAGCUACCUCGCCUGCGGCCUCUUGAGCUUGGCGCUCCUAGUCCUAUGGCCAACCACCCGGCUGCUAGAGCAGCUAUGGUGGCGGCCGAGGCGCCUGGAACGGGCUCUUCGCGCCCAGGGCCUUCGUGGGACGUCCUACAGUUUCCUCCUCGGCGACAUGAGCGACUACGGCAGGCAAAACAAGGAGGCAUGGUCCAAGCCCCUGCCGCUGCGCUGCCACGACAUCGGCGCACACGUCAUGCCUUUCCUCUACAGAACCGUCCAGGAGCACGGCAAGCAGUGCAUCUCCUGGUUCGGUCCGGUUCCCAAGGUGAGCAUCACCGAUCCUAACCUGGUCAGGGAGGUCAUGUCCAACAAGUUUGGGCACAUCCAGAAGGUCAAGUUCCCGGCGCUGUCCAAGCUCCUCGCCGUGGGCGUGGCCACCCACGAGGGCGAGAAAUGGGUCAAGCACAGAAGGAUACUCAACCCUGCGUUCCAUGUCGAGAAGCUCAAGAUCAUGUUGCCCGCCUUCUCUUUGUGUUGUGAAGAGCUUGUUAACAAAUGGACACAGUCCCUUGGUCCCGACGGCUCGUGUGAGGUGGAUGUUUCCUUAGAACUCCAGAGCCUCACCGGAGAUGUCAUCUCACGCACCGCAUUCGGCAGCAGUUAUCUCGAAGGAAGAAGGAUUUUUCAACUCCAGUCUGAGCAGGUCGGGCGGUUCAUGGCAGCCAUUCACAAGAUUAUGAUUCCCGGUUACAUGUCCUUCCCUACUAAAAAUAAUCGAAGGAUGCGUCAAAUUAACAACGAGAUAGAGUCCAUUCUACGAGGUCUAAUUGGGAAAAGGAUGCAAGCUAUGCAAGGAGAGAGCACAAACGAUGACUUACUCGGCUUAUUGCUGGAGUCAAACAAGACAGACAUGAAUGAAAAUGGCCAAUCCAUUCCUGGAAUGUCCAUAGAAGAGGUAAUAGAGGAGUGCAAGUUGUUCUACUUUGCAGGAAUGGAGACGACAUCAAUAUUACUCACAUGGACGAUGGUCGUACUUAGCAUGCACCCAGAGUGGCAGGACCGUGCAAGGGAGGAGGUUCUUGGCCUAUUUGGAAAACAUAAGCUUGACUACGAGGGUCUUAAUCGACUCAAAACCGUGACAAUGAUUCUUUAUGAAGUUCUCCGGUUGUACCCACCGGCUAGUGCGUUCACCCGACAGACAUACAAGGAGAUUGAGAUCGGAGGCGUCACAUACCCGCCUGGCGUGAUUUUCGAGAUGUCCGUGCUGCACAUCCACCACGACAAGGACAUCUGGGGAGACGACGUGCACCAAUUCAGGCCCGAUAGGUUCGCGGAGGGGAUCUCCAAGGCGUCCAAGGAACCGGGAGCAUUUUUCCCUUUCGGAUGGGGGCCACGGAUCUGCAUCGGUCAGAAUUUUGCACUGCUUGAGGCCAAGAUGGCAUUGUGCAUGAUUCUUCGGCGUUUUGAGUUUGAGCUCGCCCCGUCGUAUACACAUGCGCCACAUACCGUAAUGAUGUUGCGUCCCAUGCAUGGUGCUCAAAUUAAGCUACAGGCGACCUCUUCGUAGUAGUAUCACCAUAUACACAUAUUUCAGAACAUAUUUGUUUUUGAGAAUGAUUCACUCUACAUGUAUCAUAUGCACUCUUAUCUUGGCCAUGUAAAAAGGCUUUCCUUGCCUUCUAUCGUAAUAAAGGUCCAACAUGAUUUAGGGCCAUGAUAA